Acaulospora morrowiae is the source of this 573-nucleotide messenger RNA. The record is from the annotation of a GenBank genome assembly. Lineage: Eukaryota; Fungi; Glomeromycota; Glomeromycetes; Diversisporales; Acaulosporaceae.
AUGGACUCCGAGAUGGUUAAAACCCCAUUCGUAGCCAAAUACAUGAAUUAUAUAUACCUGAGACGUAUAUGGAAAUUUUCAAUGAUCAAGCCGUUGUUGAUUCAUUGUUCCAAUAACGUCUCGAGGAACAGAGAUUAUUGGGUGGCGGGAGAUGUAAGAUUUGUAGAAUGGUUAGCGAAUACCGAUGAAACAAUAACAUCUAAGAACCUCGAAGUGCUUGCCAAAAUGAUUCUAUACGAUUCUAAACCUGAUUCAGCAAUUCAUUCUUUAGUUUUGACAAGGAAACUUGUUCUUAACCUGUUCAGCUUACAACAAACACGUCACUUUUUCUUUCAACGAGAGAUAACAACUGGAUUAUCGAUCUUCAAAUUAGGGAGGACAAGAAUCAUGAUGAUCCGGGACGCUUCUCAUAAUACAAAGCGCCGAUCGACAAAGAACGAGAUACACGUAUUACUUACUGCACAUGACAAAGGUAUAUCGGACGCGCCUUUGUCUAUCCUCUCCAACUAUGUCAGGAGCGGUGCCAUUAGUAACAUUACUUAUGAAAUUUUAGACAGCGCUUUGGUGAUAUGA